This is a messenger RNA of Phoenix dactylifera (date palm), 1383 nucleotides long. RefSeq names its product replication protein A 32 kDa subunit A-like. Gene Ontology annotation, cellular component: site of double-strand break; chromosome, telomeric region; DNA replication factor A complex. Lineage: Eukaryota; Viridiplantae; Streptophyta; Magnoliopsida; Arecales; Arecaceae. The record is from RefSeq and is a predicted model, not a curated record. Gene Ontology annotation, molecular function: single-stranded DNA binding. Gene Ontology annotation, biological process: DNA replication; nucleotide-excision repair; double-strand break repair via homologous recombination.
AAGCGAAAAACCUCAAAAAUUUUUCAAGAAAAAUCUAGGCAUCACAACAACUUCACGGAUUUCCCCAGGGACAUGAGAUCGCGUCGAAGGACGAACCGCUAAAAUUUGGCGCGAGAGCACCCCCGCUUCCCUCCCCAGGGCCCCCGCACGUCUUAAUUUUCCCGCGCGUCACCGCCUUUUCUUUUUCCACUCCCCAUCUCUAGGAUUAGGGCUAGGGUUUCGAUCCGCCCAUAGUGAACCGGCAAGAGAUGUACGGCAGCCAGUUCGAUGGCGGAGCCUCCCUCUUCUCCGGCGGCGGCUUCAUGCCUUCGCAGGCCACCCAAACACCCGAUUCUACCUUCUCCAAGAGUCGCGGCGCUCAGGGUGUUCUUCCGCUCACCGUGAAGCAGAUCAGCGAAGCCUAUCACUCCAACGACGACAAGUCCAAUUUCGUCGUUGACGGGGUCGACGCCUCCAAUGUGAGGCUACGGGGACUCGUGAUGAAUAAGGUAGAGAAGGUUACUGAUGUCACCUUCACACUAGAUGAUGGCACGGGUCGGAUUGAGGUCCACAGAUGGGUGAAUGAGACUACGGAUACAAAUGAAAUGGCUCUUGUUCAGAAUGGAAUGUAUGUCACUAUUAAUGGUAGCUUGAAAGGGUUCCAAGGCAAAAAGCAUGUCGUAGCCUUCUCUGUUCGACCGGUGAUUGACUUCAAUGAAAUCACACUACACUUCAUUGAGUGCAUUCAUGUUCACUUGGAGAACACCAGACCAAAGGUACUGGGUAGUGUCCCUCCUCAAGCCCAGGCCAAUCCACUUUCAGGAACAGUAACUCCUACACGGGCACCUGUCUCAAAACAAUUUUCAACAUGUUCAAGCUCAAGUGGAUCUGACACGGAUGUCUACAAAUUGGUCUUGGAUGUUUUCCAGGAACCAGCAAACCUUGCUCGCGAACAUGGAUUACAUGUGGAUGAAGUUGCCCGACGGCUGGGCUUACCAAUGGAAAAGAUCAAGGAUGCUAUUGAUUACCAUGUUGAUGUUGGCCAUAUUUAUUCGACAAUUGAUGACAACCACUACAAGUCUGCAUGCAAUGGCUAAUGUGCACCCGAUCCAUGUAUGCGUUCUUUCAAACAAAAUUCACUGUGACAAUCCUGUUGCCUAGUGUAAGUUUACGACUAUUGCUGUUGUUUCAGAAAGAACCCAUCUCUCAAGAAUGCAGGAACUGUGUAUAGACCUUGUUGAAGGGAGGAGACAAGUCUGCCAAGGAUGUAAUCGUUUAGUUCCUUGAGAUAGAUUAAUUUUCGAUAAAGCAAACUAACUUAUUGAUGCUGUAUACCCUUGUGGUUUCCGUUUAUAUGAUUCAGUAUCCCAUGAUCUUGGUAUGCCUUAUAUAAUUGUUGUUGUU